GAGGGCUACAGUAUCUGUUUAUCACAAUGCCAUGAAUUCAAAUUAAAUAUACAAACAAUAGGCUUGCUCCGCGGCUUGAGAUUCUGAAUUGGAGAAUGGUGCUUUAUUCACAAAAUCCUCAUAGCCCACAGUGACUGUGCACUGAUCCCAGCAAUGGAAUCCGCCACUGCAGCCCCACAGUGCACCAUGUACUGAUUGCAAAGCUACGAAAUUGCAUGUGAAUAGCCUCCCCUACCCCAGCUCCACUAUUUCUGCGUCACCAGCUGAUUGGGACAUCUCACAUCUCGCUGCCUCCGCCAGGACAUUAAACUGUGAACAACUGUGGUCAGGGAAUGAUCUCUGGGUACUUCAAACGCUACCGCCUUCCAGUCUGAAAACGACCCACUCAUCCAGACACACACUACCGGCAGUUUACCGAUCUCCGAUGAAAAAGCCUAAUCACCUACUCCUGAGGGUCAAUACGAUUGCUGACCAUUACCAUUGCAGUACCAUUACCACUGGUGAAUUUACCACCGUCAAAUGCCAGGAGGGACAUAAUAAUCAGAAAGUCUCUAGUCGCAGCCGUGGAAAUAAAAUGUGAUCUCAGUCGGUGUGUGGCGCAUGCUCAGAAUGCGAAGGAGACAGACAAACUGAGCAAAGUCACAGACUGACGAAGGGAGCAAUGAUCCAUUUUGAUACAGAGCGGGAUGCAGAGAGUUUGAUAUUGACCCUGAUGCCGGAACUGUAGCCAGUUAGAAGAUGAAGUCUUGUUCCUCCAAAUUGUUUUGAGCUGUGACAGUGUUUUUUUUUCUGAAGGCACAAUGCAGACUAAAAUUAUCUGUUGAAAUGUUGUCCUUCACCCCACUGACGUGCUUUGUCAACUUUUAAAAGUGUAGACACUUUUGUACACUUUUUGUGCAUGGGAAUCUCAAACACAACAGCAGGUUGGUUCCGCUGUAUCUGCCUGUUCACCAGCGUUUGAAUGCCAGGGAUCCUUGAAUGUAGAGGCCGAGAUGCUGGAGAAGACAGCGCUCCACUCGCUACAAGGAGAGACCGAACAGGUUUUCAUGUCCGUGAACUGAUUGGAUACAUUGCCAUGACGUUAAUAGCAUUGUGACGUCAUUCACUGGCUCUCAUUUUGGACGGGAUUCAGUCAGCCAUCGCAGAUACACCAACAGCUUCGCACUGGGAAGCGACCGUUCACCUGCUCCGUGUGUGUGAAGAGACUCAUUCAGUUAACCCACCUUGUGAUGCUCCGGUUAACAACAACAAGGAAUUUAUCUGUGGGAAUCCUGAACACUGUUUUGCUGUCUCUGUCCAUGUAUUUAAGAAGUGGAGUGAGGGAUUCACUCAAUCAUCCUUCCUGCUCAGACUGUGGGGAGGGAUUCCCUCAAUCAUCUGACCGACUGGCACCCCUGUCAUUUUAUACAUGGGAGAGGCUGCUCACCUUUUCAGACUGUGGGGAUUCAAUGUCAUCUCAUGAAGGUACAUCAGCAAGUUCACACUGGGACAAGACCAUUCACCUGUUCUGCGGGUAAGAAGGGAUUCAGUCAGUCAUCCCACCUGUAGACACACCAGUCAGAUCACACUGGGCAGACGCUGGUUAUCUGCUGAAAUUGUGGGGAAGGAUUCACUCGGUCAUCUGACCUAAUGACACACCAGCGAGUUCACACUGGGGAGCGGCCGUUCACCUGCUCAGACUGUGGGAAGGGAUUCAUUUCCUCAUCUCAACUGAAGGGACAUCAACGAAUUCACACUGGGGAGAGGCCGUUCACCUGCUCAGGCUGUGGGAAGGGAUUCAUUUGGUCAUCCCAACUGAAGGUACAUCAGAGAGUUCACACUGGAGAGAGGCCGUUCACCUGCUCAGUUUGUGAUAAGGGAUUCAUUUUGUCAUCUCACCUACUGAGACACCAGUCAGUUCACACUGGAGUGUGGCCAUUCACCUGCUCGGUCUGUGGGAAAGGAUUCACUUCGUCAUGUCACCUACAGAAACACCAGUCAGUUCAUUCUGGAGAGAGGCCAUUUGCCUGCUCAGACUGUGGGAAGAGAUUCACUCGGUCAUCUGAACUGAAGGUACAUCAGCGAGUUCACACCCGGGAGAGGCCGUUUGCCUGCUCAGACUGUGGGAAGGGAUUCACUUUGGCAUCUCAGCUACUGAGACACCAGUCAGUUCACACUGGGGAGUGGCCAUUCAUCUGCUCAGUCUGUGGGAAGGGAUUCAUUGAAUCAUCCUCCCUACAGGGACACCAGUCAGUUCACACUGGGAAGUGGCGGUUCAGCUGCUCAGACUGUGGGAAGGGAUUCAAUCGGUUAUCUCACCUACUGAGACACCAGUCUGUUCACAGUGGGGAGAGGCCGUUCACCUGCUCAGAGUGUGGGAAAGGAUUCAGUCAGUAUUCCAACCUACAAGCACACUGGUCUGUUCACACUGGAGAGCGGGCGUUCACCUGCUCAGACUGUGGGAAAGGAUUCACUUCGUCAUCUAAACUGAAGGUACAUCAGCGAGUUCACACAGGGGAGAGGCCAUUCACCUGCUCAAACUGCGGGAAGGGAUUCACACAGUUAGCUAGCCUACAAGUACACCAGUCAGUUCACACUGGAGAGAGGCCGUUCACCUGCUCAGAGUGUGGGAAGGGAUUCACUCUGUUAUCUCAACUGAAGGUACAUCAGCGAGUUCACACCGGAGAGUGGCCAUUCACCUGCUCAGACUGUGGGAAAGGAUUCCCUCAGUCAUGUCAACUGAAGGUACAUCAGAGAAUUCACACUGGAGUGAGGCCAUUCACCUGUUCAGACUGUGGGAAGGGAUUCACUUUGUCAUCUCAACUAAAGGUACAUCUGAGAGUUCACACCGGAGAGAGGCCGUACAUCUGUUCAGACUGUGGAAAGGGAUUUACUGAAUCAUCUCAACUUAAGGUACAUCAGAGAGUUCACACUGGAGAGAGGCCAUUCACUUGCUCAGACUGUGGGAAGGGAUUCUCUCUGUCAUCUCGUCUACUGACACACCAGUCAGUUCACACCGGGGAGAGGCCGUUCACCUGCUCAGUGUGUGGGAAGGGAUUCACUCGGUCCACCGACCUACAGAGACACCAGCGAGUUCACACCGGGUAGAGGCUGAUCACCUGCUGUGAUUGUGGGAACCGAAUCACUGAGUCACCUAAACUUGUGUAACUCUUGCUUCGGCUAGCAGCUUGAUAUAGAGGGUGAUAGCCCAACAGGCUGGCCAAACUUGUGAAAUCUCGUUUGGGUGGAUGCUGUGUGAUGUGUCCCCUGUGACAAAUCAGUACCCUGAAAUUAGAAACAGUACACAAUAUGUGAUUAAACGAUUGAGCUUUAGAAUGUAUACUUUGACUAUAGGGUUAGUUGAGAAAAUAAAGAAAGAUAUAGGGCCCACUCUCUCCAUUCACGUCUUCGCAUCUCUCCCAAGAAAAAGAGCACAAAAAUCUCUCUUCCAGACUCACAAGAAAGAACAUUUCUGUCAUUGCAUAGCCCUGCACUCCAAAACCCUCUUAUCUCUCGUCGUAACCUAAACAUUGCUGCUACAGAGAAACCAUUACCUCAGCAGUGAAACAUCGCAGAUAGGCCAUUACAUUAGCAGUGAAACCUUACAGCAUGUUACACAUAUGACAUUCUGCCAGGUUCACACUGGGAGAAAGUUUCAGUAAGCUGCAUGCUGGAUAUUUGUCCAUCACCGUUGCUGAAUGCAAUUAUUGCUGCUUCUCACCACACCCAGUUCUGCACCCUGGUCACUGGGCAUGGGAGGAGUUUCUUCUGCUGCACAUUCACCUUUAAUGGUACUGGAGUUUGAUAGUCUGCAGAAGUGACAAAUAAAUCAAUUCUAUUUUGAACUUUGUCUUUGGUACUUACUGAGUUCAUAACACAACUAGUGUACAGUAGAGAGUCAGCUCAGGCCAGCUGGACCCUGCCAGUGAUUCUGUUUCGCGACAGGCCAUUUGAAUCCUCCCCUUUUUUUCACUUCCCGCUCCCCCUGUGGGAUGGGUUUCAGUCACCACUCUGUGGGUGAAGAGGUUUCCCUCAAAUUUUCCGUAAACUGAAGAAGUCGAGCUGACAGCAGGUCUGUCUGAGAUGUUCUUUGACCCUCAAAUCUCUGGGCUGAGGAAGAAUGACAUUGGGAGUUAAUCCCCUUAUUCAGGGAUCAUUUCUAAAGGGUUGUUAGAAAACUCCACUGUCCUCUAAACACUGAAAGCAGAAUGGGAAACCAUUACUUGGAUGUUCAACGGAGCAGGGUCAGAUACCAUAGGCGGGUCAGCACAGGGCAGAGUUUGCGGCUCUUGUCGUUUGGGUAAUAAAGUAUGAAAACUAGAAGGGAAUCAGCAGCAGGGCGUGUCAACGAAUGACAGACUAGCAACAUUUGGAUGAUAAUUGGCAGAGAAAAUAAUUUGCUUGUCUGAUGACACAAACAAUGCCUGUAGUGAGGUGCCCCAUUGGUUGAGGCACAUGUGUGUGUUGAGAAUGGUUAUAUCCAUUGAGGGAGUUGUUCCUGCUUGUUUAUAUUGUCAUGUUAUAUCUGGAUGUUUAUUUUAGAUUAUCCUAUUUGCAAUGAUGUAUUGAUUAUCAUAUAAAUUGUGAAAUUCUGUACCUUACUGCGUCAGGCUUGAAUUUAUGGUGCCUUAAUAAAGUUACUGCAGUCAUUCAUGAGUUUGUAAUUUGAAUCAAGAUUUUGGUGAAUGAUAUUUGCCACUUGAUUGUACCUGCAUAAGUAAUCAGAUUGAGUUAAACUGCUGCAGGAUCCCAGAAUGUGUUGGAUUGUGUCUGGUUUCUCUUUGCAUUUUCUGCAUGUCUUGCCUUGUUUGUUUGUAUUGUAUGUAUUUUUUUUUUCUUUUUGUUGAUCAUCUUGUCCUGUAUUUCUGCAAGGAACCCCUCUUUUUCUAGGAAAAGGUCUCCAAAUCUCAGUCAGGUGCUCGAUGCUUCCUUGUCAACAUCUGGUCUGCUCAGAUCGUUGGGAUGCCUCCCAUGGAGGGUCAUACUCAUUGCAUUGGUUAAUAUUUUCUUCCCUAUAAAUGAUUUAUUUUUCUGAGUUAGCCUCUCAUUUAAGUUUUCUGGUCUGUAUUUCUUAUCACAAUUGCAUUUACACACAUGGAGUGUUGAAUAAUAUUUAUUUUUUAUAAAAAAUAUAUACUUAGAAGUUGUAUCUUA
Messenger RNA from Hypanus sabinus (Atlantic stingray), 5133 nucleotides. RefSeq names its product zinc finger protein 229-like. The transcript is spliced from 2 exons. Gene Ontology annotation, cellular component: nucleus. Gene Ontology annotation, biological process: regulation of transcription by RNA polymerase II. The record is from RefSeq and is a predicted model, not a curated record. Gene Ontology annotation, molecular function: RNA polymerase II transcription regulatory region sequence-specific DNA binding; DNA-binding transcription factor activity, RNA polymerase II-specific. NCBI's taxonomy places the organism in Eukaryota, Metazoa, Chordata, Chondrichthyes, Myliobatiformes, Dasyatidae. Bases 1630 to 3087 code for a protein of 485 amino acids.